This is a messenger RNA of Pseudonaja textilis, 1656 nucleotides long. The record is from RefSeq and is a predicted model, not a curated record. Lineage: Eukaryota; Metazoa; Chordata; Lepidosauria; Squamata; Elapidae.
AUGGGAUGCAGCUCAUCGGCAUACCAACCCAAGCGCAUUUAUCUGGAUAUUAAUGGAAGAAUUCAAAAGGUGACUUUCAGCAAGUAUUGCAACUCUUCAGAUCUUAUGGAGCUCUUCUGCAUUGCUGCAGGAUUACCAAGGACACCUUACAAAGUAAUACCUGUGGCCACUGGACAGCAAACAGAGAAAGAACAAUUGUUUCAGAAUUUGCUGGAGCAAGUGGCUGAGCAACUUUCAAGAGUAUUUAAAAUUGAUGAACUUAAAACUGAAGUAUUUAAUCAACUGGCAAUGCUGGAGAAGAGAGUGGAAUUGGAGGGACUGAAAAUAGUGGAAAUUGAAAAGUGUAAGAGCGACAUUAAAAAGAUGAGGGACGAAAUGACUGCAAGAAGUACCAGGACCAACUACCCUUAUAAAUACAGUUUCCUGGAUGAAAACAACAAGCUAAUACCCCGAAGGGAUGUCCCCUCUUAUCCUAAGUACAUGCUUUCUCAGGAGACAAUAGGAGCUCUUAGGAAACCAACUUUUGAUGUCUGGCUGUGGGAACCCAAUGAGAUGCUGAGUUGCUUAGAACAUAUGUUCCAUGAUUUAGGAUUGGUGAAAGACUUUAACAUCAACCCUAUCACAAUGAAGCGGUGGCUGAUGUGUAUUCAUGACAAUUACAGAAACAAUCCAUUCCAUAAUUUUCGACACUGCUUCUGUGUUACCCAGAUGAUGUACAGCAUGAUCUCACUCUGCAAUCUCCAGGCAAAGAUUUCCCAAAUAGAUAUCUUAAUGCUAAUGACAGCAUCAGUGUGUCAUGAUCUGGAUCACCCAGGAUAUAAUAACACGUACCAGAUCAAUGCACGAACUGAGCUAGCUGUGCGCUACAAUGAUAUUUCCCCGCUAGAGAAUCAUCACUGUGCAGUGGCUUUCCAGAUCCUUGCACAGCCAGAAUGCAACAUUUUAUCCAAUCUUGAUAAGGAACAGUUCAAACGGAUCAGACAGGGGAUAAUUACAUUAAUCCUAGCAACAGACAUGGCACGGCAUGCUGAAAUACUGGAUUCUUUCAAAGAAACCGUAGAUGAGUUUGCCUAUUCAAAUGAGGAACAUGUAACUCAGUUGAAGAUGAUAUUGAUCAAGUGCUGCGAUAUCUCCAAUGAAGUUCGCCCAAUGGAAAUAGCAGAACCAUGGGUGGAUUGCUUAUUGGAAGAAUAUUUUAUGCAGAGUGACCGGGAAAAGUCUGAAGGCCUUCCAGUGGCACCUUUUAUGGACCGAGACAAAGUAACCAAACCAUCAGCACAGAUUGGCUUCCUCAAAUUUGUUCUUAUUCCAAUGUUUGAAACUGUAGCAAGGCUUUUUCCAGAAGUUGAAGAAGUGAUGCUCCAGCCACUUUGGGAAUCCAGAGAUCGCUAUGAGGAGCUGAAACAAAUAGAUGAUGCUAUGAAAGAAAUCAGGACAGCACCUUCUCAGUUUCAGAAGAAGAAUGAAAGUUUGACAUGUGAAACCAGAGAGAAAUGAAAAGCAAAGCACAAAGAAAGCAUUAUCAGUUGAUAAAAAAGAUCCUUUAGAGGUUUGGCAAGUUCAUGGAAGCAUUGAGUGAUUAUCAAGCAUGGACCAAGGAUGAAGCUGAAUAAUUAACACUACUCAAGCACUUUUCACAUUCCUUUUCUAAAGACU